ACUGGAAGUUUAUAUCCUUAUUAAAAGCCAGAGUCAAAUGAAAUCACUUCCCGUGUAAAUUUAGCAAUAUUAGGCUAAAAGUAGUCAUCAUUCUUAAGAUCACAACUCAUCAGUGAAAAUGUACGGCAAGACACAGGAGCAAAACAUGGAAUUUGAGGCCUUUUAUGAAAGUGAUGAAGACACUACUGGACCUCGAACACUGAGUUACAUCCAGGCUAAAGGAAAAGCUAUACAGUGCAGAGGAAGUAGAUGUUUGGUGUUGAUCGCAGUGGGUCUCGGGCUCAUUUGUGUUCUUCUGCUGGUCUUCAUCAUACUGCAGAACAUCACCAUCACAGCAGAGAGAGACCUGAUAAACAGUCACAAGAACACAGUUGAAGAGUUCAAUCAAACCAUCAACAGCUUACAAGACAAUUACACUGAUCUAAUGACUGAAAAACACCAACUGCAGAACAACAAGCUGGAGCUGGAGACCAGAGUCAAUGAUCUCACUGCUGAGAAAAGCCAGUUACAGAGAGAUUUUGACUCUCUGGGUCAGAGGAAUCUGGAUUUUGAACGCAAAGUCACGACUCUGAGUGAUGAACUGAAGAAGAAUGUUUCUAAAGGAGGAAAUCAGUGUAGUCUAGAUGGCUUGUUCGUUUCCAAAAAGGCGAUGAGCUGGUCUGACAGCAGGAAGUACUGCAGGGAUCGUGGUGGUGAUUUGGUCAUUAUCAACACUGAAGAGAAGCAGAGGCUCAUGUCGUCACUAGUCAGACUCAGUGAGAGAGCGUGGAUUGGUUUGUCUGACAGAGAGAACGAGGGCAAUUUGACAUGGGUGGAUAAUUCAACACUGAAACAAGGGUUUUGGUUUGAAGGUGAGCCGAAUGACGAACAUGGAAAUGAGGACUGUGUUGAAAUUAUGGUUUUUUCUUCCACCCUGAACAACUGGAAUGAUCUCCCAUGUUCAGAGAAGAGAAAAGGGAUUUGUGAGAAAUAAGAUUCAUCUCGUCUUGUUUUGUUUUGCUUAUAUUAUCUCAUGGAAUUAUUCUUAUUGUGAUUGCAAAAUUUCUGCAAAAUGUACAACAUUUCCAGCUGAUGAUCACUAUUCUCUUAGCUAUAAUAAACAAAUAAAAUAUCCUGUUUCUUAUUAUGUGAAUUAUGGUUAUGGAACACUAAACCUCUGAUUUGUUCAUGUUUUGCUCCAUCACAAGCAGCUCUAUAUUAAUAUGAUCUUAUUCUACUGUUAUCAUGAGUCUCGUUUGUCCGACUGAAGUGUUGAGGUGACAGUCCCAGUAAACUACAGUGUUCAGAUUGCUGUAACUUACCAUAUUAUUCUGAUAUUGAGUGUUCAUAAAACUGCUUUUGAGUUAAUUUGCUUUCUCUUUGAAUAAAAUUGUAAACU
Molecule: messenger RNA, 1378 nt
Organism: Onychostoma macrolepis
Lineage: Eukaryota; Metazoa; Chordata; Actinopteri; Cypriniformes; Cyprinidae
Product: C-type lectin domain family 4 member E-like
Exons: 5
Coding region: 119-973 (284 amino acids)
Biological process (GO): biological process involved in interspecies interaction between organisms
Cellular component (GO): external side of plasma membrane
Molecular function (GO): D-mannose binding; fucose binding
Source: RefSeq, a predicted model, not a curated record